This is a messenger RNA of Chelmon rostratus (copperband butterflyfish), 1569 nucleotides long. RefSeq names its product guanine nucleotide-binding protein G(olf) subunit alpha-like. Lineage: Eukaryota; Metazoa; Chordata; Actinopteri; Chaetodontiformes; Chaetodontidae. The record is from RefSeq and is a predicted model, not a curated record. Gene Ontology annotation, biological process: adenylate cyclase-modulating G protein-coupled receptor signaling pathway. Gene Ontology annotation, cellular component: heterotrimeric G-protein complex. Gene Ontology annotation, molecular function: G protein-coupled receptor binding; G-protein beta/gamma-subunit complex binding; GTPase activity. Bases 1 to 1137 code for a protein of 378 amino acids. The transcript is spliced from 12 exons.
AUGGGCUGUCUUGGAGGGAAGACGGAGGAAGAACGACUGGAUGAAAAAGCGAAGCGAGAAGCCAACAAGAAGAUUGAGAGACAGCUGCAGAAGGAGAGACAGGCUUACAAAGCUACACACAGACUGUUACUGCUGGGUGCAGGAGAAUCAGGUAAAAGCACCAUCGUGAAGCAGAUGAGGAUUCUUCAUGUGGACGGUUUCAACGCUGAAGAGAAACAGCAGAAGAUUCAAGACAUCAGGAAGAAUGUGAAGGAUGCUAUAGUGACCAUUGUGUCAGCCAUGAGUAUGUUGACUCCACCCAUGCCUCUGGGUAACCCUGGCAACCAGUUCAGAGUCGACUACAUCAAGAGCAUUGCACCACUGUCUGACUUCGAAUACACAGAGGAGUUCUUUGAGCACGCUCAGAAGCUGUGGGAGGACGACGGCGUGAAGGCCUGUUUCGAGCGCUCCAACGAGUAUCAGCUGAUCGACUGUGCUCAGUACUUCCUCGACAGGCUGGAUUCAGUCAGGAAGACGGACUAUACUCCGACUGACCAGGAUUUGUUGCGCUGCAGAGUUUUGACUUCGGGGAUCUUUGAAACCAGAUUUCAGGUGGACAAGGUCAACUUCCAUAUGUUUGAUGUCGGUGGACAGCGAGAUGAGCGCAGGAAGUGGAUCCAGUGCUUCAACGAUGUAACAGCCAUCAUCUUCGUCGCAGCGAGCAGCAGCUACAACAUGGUGAUCAGAGAAGACAACUCCACCAAUCGGCUGCGAGAGUCUCUGGACCUCUUCAGAUCCAUCUGGACCAACAGGUUUCUGAAGACCAUCUCAGUGAUCUUGUUCCUGAACAAACAGGAUGUGCUCGCUGACAAGAUUCUGGCCGGAAAAUCCAAACUGGAAGAUUAUUUUCCCGAAUACAACAACUACCAAGUACCUCCUGAAGCUGUUCCAGACGCCGACGAAGACCCCAGAGUGACCAGAGCCAAGUUCUUCAUCCGAGAUGAGUUUCUGAGGAUCAGCACAGCGAGUGGCGAUGGGAAACAUUACUGCUAUCCUCACUUCACCUGUGCCGUCGACACCGAAAACAUCCGUCGUGUCUUCAAUGACUGUCGUGACAUCAUCCAGCGGAUGCACCUGCGGCAGUACGAGCUGCUCUGAUUGGGUCGCCACCCCCCCCACCCCCCGGCCCACCCAGUAACUGGGUCGAUGUAGAAGCUAAUCCGAUAUCUAAUUAAUACUGAUAGAUCCAGAUGUAUUUACACUGUUUAUGAGUCAUUGUAGCAGUUAUUUUUAAACAGGCUUUAACUGAAUAGGAAUAGAAUAAUUUAAAGUUUUUUAGGAGCAUGUUAUUAGUGUCAUUACGGCUGACUGGGACACUCUGCAUCUCUUUUCUUUCCACACUUUUGUCUUCAUCCCUGUCUGAUUCAGAGGAUUGUGGGUCGUGUGGUUCUGCCCAUGGAAAGGAAGCACGUGAUGUGGGUUUCCUGUUGUUGUCACGGCAACAGUCUGUCAAAUGGGACGAGGCGGGGUUCAUGUCUCUGACCUUGUUCAGUUAUGUUGUCAUUAUCUGUCACCUGAUUGGCUGUUCCA